Molecule: messenger RNA, 1140 nt
Organism: Brugia pahangi
Lineage: Eukaryota; Metazoa; Nematoda; Chromadorea; Rhabditida; Onchocercidae
Source: the annotation of a GenBank genome assembly
AUGUUUAUUCGUCGUUUACUGCUUAUAUUUCAUCGACGCAAACUACGUACACUACUUUUUGCAUCCCUGUUUAUCCUGGCUUUCUUAAUAUGUUGGAGUUUGCUAACGAUUACCAUCCUAAUAGUGCAGGACAAGAUUACCGAUUAUACAGAUGAUGUAUUCACGGAUAGAAAUUCGUAUUUGAGUCAAGGAAUACAAAUAGUUGUUGGCCACUACAACGGAAAUCUUGCCAAGGAUAAACUUUCUAAUUUAACUGCUGAGCAAUUGAAUGCAAAUAAUUAUUCGCCAAUUACUGGUGCUGGAGAGGAUGGCCGACCUGUUAGAUUAAGUGAAGAGGAUGAGCGUCUCUCCGAAGACACCUUUGUAAUUAAUCAGUUCAGUUUGGUAGUAAGUGAUCGAAUAGCUCUAAAUCGAUCUUUACCUGACAUUCGUAAGCAUCAAUGCCGAACCAAAACCUAUUUGCCUUCUUCGGAAUUACCUACUACCAGUGUCAUCAUUGUUUAUCACAACGAAGCGUUUUCGACAUUGAUGCGUACCGUCAUGUCCGUUAUUCAAAGAUCACCACGUGAAAACUUGAAAGAAAUUAUUUUGGUGGAUGAUUUUAGCACAAGAACGUUUUUGAAAGUUGAAUUAGAGAAAUUCGUUGCUCAGUUGGGUACUCGUAUCAAAAUAAUUCGAGCGAAUGAACGCGUCGGUUUGAUAAGGGCCCGCCUGAUGGGUGCUAAUGAAGCAGAAGGAGAUGUGUUAACUUUUCUGGAUUCUCACUGUGAAUGUACCAAAGGAUGGAUGGAGCCACUGUUGGCACGGAUUAAAGAAAACAGAAAAGCAGUAGUUUGUCCUGUGAUUGACAUUAUCAACGAUCGAACAUUUGCAUAUCAGAAAAGUAUCGAGCUAUUUCGCGGUGGUUUCAAUUGGAAUCUACAAUUCCGGUGGUAUGCUCUGCCAUCGGAAAUGAUAAAAUCACGUAGUGACGAUCCUACGAAACCGAUCAUUUCUCCAACGAUGGCUGGUGGAUUGUUUAGCAUCGAUCGGAAAUAUUUCGAAGAAAUUGGUACUUAUGAUCACGAAAUGGACAUAUGGGGUGGCGAGAAUAUUGAGAUAUCCUUGAGAAAAUUUGGCAUAUGUUGGCUCUUUUAUUAA